CACAAUUCAUUUCUCUUUCAUUUUUUGUUGACGAGAGACGAUGUCCUUCCUUUCCAGAACAUCUGUUCUCUUGUCAGUGGCCUCUUUGGCCCUGGUGGUUGUCUUCUGUGUCGUGCUGGUACAAUGGUCUGGUGGAGUCACCAAGAAGAGCUCUGCUAGUCACAAUUUGAAAGGGUUUGCUUUUGCUUCGGACGACACUUACGGUCUCUCCAGAUAUGCCAGUUCGAAGAAAGCCAUGUCGGUGUGUCUUGUCUCGAUGCUUGAAAUCGAGACGAAAGAGUCCGACGACACUGAUGUCGAUGAGAACGACGAAGACCACGAGGAAAUGAUGCUGUGCAAUCGAGUCUCUGCCAACUACGAGUCAGGAGUUUCGGAUGAAUCGUUCUUCUACAUCAAGAAUUUGAAGCGAAGAACCAUUCAAGCCAACCAACAAGCCAUGCUCAACAAUGAAUGGUUCAUUGAGUACUCACAAGAUUGGAUCAAACACAGGCAACAUCAGCGUGUCAGUACCAUCCAUAUCCCAGCACAUCAAGAGGUCAACACCAUUGAACCUGCCCAAGUUCCUCAUCAUCACUCGAUUCAACCACACCACCGAAGAGAUCUCUCCGAAAAGCUGGAGGAGCGACGACAACGGAGAAUGCAAGUCACUCUGGGUCCUCGCACGGUGGUGGUCGUGGCAGUGAGCUACUUCCUAGAUAUGGAUGUUCUCUACGAUCAUGUAUUUGGAGCGAACGACUCUCUCGUCACACAAAUGGAUGCCUGUUCCCAAGGACAAGUCACCAUUCAUCCUCAUCCAGACCACCCCAUUGUGGAAGUCUUUCCCCCUCAGGAUGUAUCCGAAUAUACAUUUGUAGAGUUGUACUCGGCUAUUCUAGACAGUGUCAAGUUGCAGUUGGGUCUACGAAACAACCAGGAAAUUACUUCCACAACAGAUCAUCUACUCUUGAUUGUUCCAGAUGCCAUUGAUCGAAGACCAGGAGAACUGGGCUGGGGAGCCACGCCCGGAUACUUUUCUGGUAUUAUCCACUCCUUGGCUCCCUCCACCAUGACAAUGCUUCAUGAGAUUGGCCACAACAACGGUCUGGGUCAUGCCUACGAGAACAACGUGGCAUACAGUGACAUGACGACGGUGAUGGGAUACUCGCAUCGAAACGUUGUCAAGAUGUGUUACAAUGGACAAAACAUGUGGGACAUGGGAUGGUUUCAGGACAGAAGGACUUGGGUCAAUCUCUCCAACAACCGUAAUGAUAAACGAAUCUACGAUUUGGCCUUUUACGGAGACUAUGCCAGGACGGUGGGUCGAGAUCAACCCGUCAUUCUGAGAUACAGUAGUCUCUUUUUGACCUACAACCGACAGGAGGCGAUGAAUAUCGAAACCAAAGAGUAUGCCAACAUGCUUUUGGUCGUGCAAGAGCUUCCCGGACAAUAUCACUCGCACACCAACCUGGAAGCGGCGCUGGAUGUAGACUCGCCGCCCUAUGAGUUUUCAUUUUCAAAUGGCAUUGGCAGUAAUAAUGGCGAUGGUAACGACAAGGUCUACAUUUCUGUAUGCUCCCACAUUGCAGGAACCACGACCACCCCUGACAUGCUCACCGUGGCUAUUGGAAGGAAUAAGAACAACCUGUGCGACGUUUCCACGAGCCGACAGCAAAGCAAUCGGGGAGUGGAAGCUGCAGCGGAGCCAGAACAACUAAAGCCACCAACCGAGUCCCUCCAAUGCGAAACCAUGUGGCCAUGGGUUGAGAUUCCAGAUGACAACAGUGCCAUUGGCAAGAACUUGGUACUCUGUGAGUUUGUCGCCAAAGAUCCGGAGAGCUACUGCGAAAAGCUAGACAGCAGGGCAGGGGAUCAGGUUUGGAAAACGUGUCGCCUCGACUGUCCGCAGCAGUCCGGCUGUGUUGCAGGGAAACCACCUGUUGACGACAGCUCGACUCCGGCAACACAGAACGACCCUGCCUCUUGUGAAGACGUGUUUUCCUGGGUCGAGGUGGAUAUGGGUGAUCGCAAUUACGUGUCGAAGACAUGUGACGACCUUGGGGUUGGCUUUAUCGAAGACCGGGACUUCUUUUGCAAUAAGGAGGAUACACUGACACAUCUUCCUGUGUACGACAUUUGCCGAAUACAUUGCCCUAACAGCGACUGCAACAAAAUCUAGCUAGUUGUGUUUGUAACACUUCCAAACGAGCUAUGGUAGGGGGUCGGCGCUACCUGUAGUCGAGCUCGUCUUCAGCUUCCUAAAUCAGCAACAUAGAUGAAACUAUGCCGGACGCAACGUGCUAGUUAUUGAACCUGGGUGCAAAGUGAGAAGCCCAGUACUAGCCUCGUCUCCUAUAUUAAUAACUCUCAUAAAAGACAUGAUAUUACAGUACUUGCAACUACCGAAUGAAUCCCCUUCAGUUCACUACUUUUGACAUCAGUGGGUUCAGCACCGUCGUUGAGGUUCCAAUCCGUACCGGUACCGUAUCCGACCACAUGAGAGCACUUGCCAUUUCACUUCACCGCCCUACCGGUACAUGUACAUGUGGUGAUGGUUUGCAGCUCUGGCUGGAAUGAAUCGAAUCGAAUCUUUUCUUCUUUUUGCAUGUCUCGAUCCUUGGCAGCCUAUACUGGUAGAAGUCUACCGGUAGCACAUCCAACCCUCUGCAUUUUCCCGUUCUGCCAGUAUUACUUACCACCGCGGAGACGAGGUGAAUUCGCACCGCUUGCCAGUAGAAGGAUGCGGGAAAGCCAAUCGAAGUGCAUGAAGCAUCAAUCUCACCUGGCGGUCAUCAUCCCCUUCAAUGUUGGCGGAUGCUCGGUCAUCUCCGUACAGGGAAUCUCCAAUGAUACCAGUUCCGACGUGAGCGCAGUGUAUUCUCAGCUGAUGAGUUCUACCCGUGACAGGCGUGAGCGACAAGAGAAUUGGUUCGCUCUCACUACUUGUCGCGGGUUUGUCCUUCCCGCUCAUCGCCUGUUUCUCUUGAUGGGUGAUUACCUUCCAUAUGGUAGUGCUGGGUUUGCCACCACCUCCAUGUUUGGCCACUUUCCAUUUGAGGCGCUCCUUGCUGGGUUCCAGUGGCACCUCUAAUUUGCCAUGCAUCAACGAUUGCUCGUGAUAAGGUGGCCAAUAUCUCACUUUUGCCAGAUACUCCUUGGAGACUUGCUCCUCUCUUUCUCUCCAUGCUUGAGAGAGCGAUGAGGCUGCAGAUCGGUUCCUAGCAAACACCAUGACCCCUGAUGUUUCACAGUCCAAUCUGUGCACUACAAAUAGUUUAUUGCUUUCUCUUGUCUUGUUUUCGGUACCAUCGUAUCCCAUGAUUACUAGCUGACCGAAGGCGGACUCUUCAUUGUUCGUUGGCUCUGGCAGAUUGAUUUGUAUAGUUUGACGCCUCUUGAGCUCUUUGUACAUUUCCGAGGCAAGCUCCUCUAGGUGGGAAGAAUCUGAUGCGACACGUAAUUGCAGAAAGCGCUUUUGAUUGCGGUUGAUAUACCUGAGAAAGACCUUGCAUUUUCUGGGAAUGGAUGCCCUGAUGGUGCUGUCCGAGACGGCAAUCUGCUUCAAACUAAAGAUUGCAUCGUCACUUAGGAUAUUUCCUCCAUCAGGGGCAGUUUGGUUUGUAUUGGAUAUUGUCGAACAACUUUCAAUGGCUGCUUGCCACGCUUCUUGCGCUGUCAGUCGAGAUUUUUCUUCCCGCUGGGUACUACUCUUCUCUUGUCCUUUCACAAUCUUGCUGUCAUCAUCUUUGUUGAAACCAGACAGCGUUCGUUUUUGUCCCCGUUCCUUCACGUCUGUCGACGUUGCUGCAUUCCCCGGGACAGAUCGGAGAUUGCAAGGCUUGUCAAUCACGACAAAAUCUUCGUCGUCGUAGAGGACACGGAUUCGGAGAUCGGCAUCAAUGUGACUCAGCCGGGCUGCUCUGUUUGGAGUAGUUGCGGUUGCUUGGUCUUCUCCUGUUGCUACUGCUGAUGCUGGAAGCUUCUGGGACAUGCCUUUAGAGAAUCGAAGUCGCCCGUCCUGCCACGAGACCCUCCAUUAUCAUUGAAAAGCAAUCUGGUCACUUCGCCAUUUGCUGGUGGUGGUGGUACUGUGAUUACUGUGAUGGUGAUGAGAAAAGGUUUUCUGAAGGGCUUCUGGAACGUUCGGGAAUGAUCAUCAAACCAAAACAGCAAAAAUAAAGAUAACCCGAGGCCAUGACGGUGCCGUGACUAGCUGGUUAGGCACCAGGUAUAAUAUCAUAGUUGGAUUUGUUGCACAGAUAGAUUGGAUCAUUCAUGCUACAUGUACAUGCCACGGCACUAUACCCGGUACAAUAUCAGGGCCAAUGCAUGGUUAUUAUACAGACUACUGUAUCUACCGGUACACCCGUACAGGUAUUUUGAGUGUUGGCUACAUGAAGAUUUCAUCGUGUUGCUAAUAUACCGGUAGUAGCACGACCAUAGACGCCAAAAAACCUGAUCCAUUAUUGCAGUAGUUGUCUUCCUUGAAACUCCUCCUAACUAUUGCAUUUGCGGUCCCUGUUGGGGUGGGCGCUGCUGCAUCUGUUGUUGCAUCAGUAAAAUUUCCGCUGCACAGUUUCUCUUGGCAGCUGGAUUCGAGUCUUCCACAUGCCCACACGCCUGAGAUGCCAAUUGAUCCAGGACAGACGUAGAAUACUCUGCUGUUUCAGCGGCACACUGCUCAAACGUUCGUCGCAAAGGCUUACACAUUCCCAUUCCACUCAGGACCACACAGGACAGAUACUCAUCACCCACGCGACGACAAGGGCCCCAAAUGGAAAGCAGGGAAGUCGCGCGGUAGAGCUCGGGUGUGGCCGCUGCGUCGGGUUGUGGUGGCGAUGCACUCGUCAUUGUGCAAGUUAUUAGCUGAUGAAACCAGAAUCGAGGCGCUACUAGCUAGUAUUGCAAAGAUCCAAGACGGUAUUCUGACCCCAGCUGGUAAACAAUAAGAAUAAGAUAUA
Seminavis robusta is the source of this 4937-nucleotide messenger RNA. The record is from the annotation of a GenBank genome assembly. Lineage: Eukaryota; Bacillariophyta; Bacillariophyceae; Naviculales; Naviculaceae.